AUGCUGUACGAACUAAUCGGCGCGGUAUGUACAGCCAUGCUUAUCGGCUGGAUGAAUGAAACUGACAGUGCACAGGUCCGCCCAGGUCGUGGCGUCAAUGAAAUCAAAGAGUUCGUCUCUUCCUCCAACCCUACCCUAUCCAACAUCUAACCACCUGUUUGUAGAAUCACCAGAACAACGGGUAACAUCGUCCUGUCGGCUGGCGGGGUAGUACGAGGCGUCACAAACUGGGGCACCUUCAUGCUUCCCAAACCCGCGCGGAAACAAGGCGCAACCUACCGGGAAGGCCACUACUUCAUCCUACGAUUCGACUCGAGCGCGAGGACACAACACGCAGUACGGAGAACGUUGGGCUUAGAUCCGAGAUUGAUCAGAUAUAGCAUAGUCCAGAUGGGGACCAAGCUGGAGGAUAUCAAGGAUGUGGCAGGGCAAGCAGAAUGGGGAGCUUCUGCGAAGAGAUGA
Molecule: messenger RNA, 462 nt
Organism: Lecanosticta acicola
Lineage: Eukaryota; Fungi; Ascomycota; Dothideomycetes; Mycosphaerellales; Mycosphaerellaceae
Source: the annotation of a GenBank genome assembly